UAUUAUAUUCAUGGUCUAACUUAAAUUUUCAGAUUUUUGAUGAGCAAGUCAAAUAUCCUUAAACAAUAGGGUUGUUCCUGUCUAUGAGGGAAGUACUACAUUUGAAAUGGAUGUGAGAGAGACACAGGCUAGUUUAGGAAGUGCAGGAGAUGGUUUGUUAGAGACACGGUAUAUGACUGAAGCAGGUAGUUCCGAAAAGGAACAAAAUGAUCACGAAAUUGAAGAUUCCAACUACAAAGCUGGACGGUCUAAGAGGACAAAAGAUGUAACACUAUCCAAUGGUAUAAAGAGGCAAACUAGUUCUGUUGGUAGUGUUUCUGUAACAUUCUCAGACAGUUUGAGAAAGGACAACAUCCGGGAUGUCCCAAGCAGCCCAUGUAGAUUAUAUAGAGAUAUUAGUGUGGAUUUAUGGCUGAUUAUUCGGGAUGAUCUAGUCGCUGACCUUGAAUAUCAGCUGAAGUUGACCCCAGAGCGAAUCAGUGUCACAGACAAUGCUGGUAACACACCUGUUCAUGUUGCUGCUAAGUACAACAGAGUUAGGUCCCUUGCUGUACUGCUUCAGUUCAAAGCACAUCCAAAUGCAGCAGGACCCUAUGACAUGUACCCACUCCACCUGGCAGCCAAGUAUAAUUCUAUAGAAGCUGCCAAGUACCUGUUAGAGCAUGGAGCUAACAUCAUGUGCCGGGACUGUAAACAAAAAACGCCCCUUCAUCAUGCAGCUAGGAAAGGCCAUGUUGGCAUGGUUGAGAUGCUGUUAUUUACUGAGGGGUGUGCAAUAGAUUGUAAAGAUGAAGACCGUCUUACACCAUUGCAUGAAGCUUGUCAACUAAAGCAGUCUCUUGUAGCUAAAUACUUGAUUGACCAUGGAGCUGAUACAAAUGCAAGGGAUAUCUCUGACAGUACACCACUGCUGUUUGCUGCAGCCGAGGGGCUUACUGAUAUCAUAGAUAUAAUUCUAGAGAAAGCUCAGAAAUGGAGAGGUGUAGCUGGUAAGAACGCAGUGCUGAACCAUGUUGAUAAUGAGGGAACCAGUGCUCUUCAUCUUGCUGUACAGAAUUAUCAAAUGGAGGUUAUAGACCUGUUGAUUGAACAUGGAGCAGAAAUCAACAUGCAGAAUAACACAAACUAUACCCCACUGCAUAUGGCUGUGAUUGGUGGACAGAUAAACAUUGUGAAUCAGUUACUGGACAAAGGGGCAGACAUGGAAGCCAGAGAUGGAGAUCACAUGACCCCAGUACACAGGUGUGCUAUGUAUGGUAAGAAAGAUGUCCUUCAAGUUUUGCUGCAGAAGGGAGCUAAUUGCAAUGCUCGGACCAGUGAGCAGAUGACUCCACUAUUGGUUGCCUCGUGGAAAGGUCAUACUUCAGUUGUUGAGUACCUUUUGUACCACAAGGCCAAGGUCACUGCUACAGAUAGUUGUAUGAGGACUGCAUUACACUGGACAGUAGACCAAGGUCACUACCAUAUACUCCAAUUACUUAUGAAGAAUGGAGGAGAGGAGCUGCUGAGUGCUAUGGAUCACAGAGACCAGACUGUAGCUCACUAUGCUGCCAGGACUGGUAACACUAUGAUGAUGAAGUUGUUGAUAGACUUUGGUGUGAAUCUAGCAACCAGAGAUCAAGAUGGCAAAACACCACUACAUAUUGCUGCUGAGUGUGGUAAUUACACGUGUGUUGAGAUGCAGAUAGACACAAGUAAGUCAGAGUUAAAUGAUGGCGACAGUGAUGGGCGUACACCACUCAUGCUGGCAUGUCUCAGUGGUCACUUCAAGGCUGCAAGGUCACUGCUUGCUCUAGGGGCAGACAACUCUGUAAGGGAUGAGAAUUACUGUACAGCCAUGAUUUUAUCAGCAUCUAAAGGUCAUGUGAAGGUCAUGCAGCUAUUAAUAGAUAACCUUACAGAGGUCAAUGUCUGUGAUAAACUGAAGAAUACUGCAUUACAUAUGAGUGCUGCAGGUGGCCAUGUUGACGCAGUGCGACUAUUGUUAAACAAGAAUGCUUCCCCGACCAUGUUGAACAGCUACAAGAAGUCUGCCCUAGACAUGGCACUAGACUACGAGCAAGUUGAUGUUGCUAUAGCCAUGAUGAAACAUAAAAAGUGGAAGGAGAUAAUGUCUGUUAGAAAUGAUCAGGGAUACACACCCAUGAAGAAACUGAUUAGAAAAGCUCCUGAAGCUGCAAUGGUAGUGAUGGAUAGUUGUGUAGAGGAAUCAGACCACAGGAAGGAUGACAUGGAAUAUUCAUUAAAGUAUGACUUCCAUUACAUUGACCCUGGUCCUGAUGACCCCAGCUGUGAAAAUAGAAGAUAUUUUGCAUUAGAUACUAUGAUUGAGUUCAAUAGAGAAGAUCUGUUAUCCCACCCACUUACACAGAGCAUGCUCAUAAUGAAAUGGAGAAAGUUUGGGCGCUACAUCCUGUACAGCAACCUGUUUAUAUAUAUUGUUUAUGUGGCAACAUUGAACGUUUACAUGACACUGGUACCAGCAAUGGCAUCACCUAUUUUAGAUAACCUGCGUCACUGCCCAAUAUACCUGAAUGAGACGGAUGCUGCAAACGUGACUCUAGUUAAUAUCAAGAAAGAGGAAAGCUAUCUGUCCACACUAGAUAUAAGACAUCCAGCUUUGUUCACCAUGCAGAUUAUACUAGAAGUGUUCAUACUUUUACUGAUGGGAAAAGAACUAUUUAUGCUGUGGGGGCAGUUUUCUUGCAAGAAGAAAUGGCGAUAUUUCAUCAACCCAUACACUUACAUUAAUUGGAUGAUGAUGGCAUCUACCCUAGUUUUCAUCAAUCCACCAAACCUUUACCCGUGUGAGACAAACUGGCGAGGGGCAUGGAUAUCCUCUCUCUGUGCUUGGUUUUUACUUAUUUCAUACCUUCAGAGACUCGAUGUUAUUGGUAUAUAUUUUGUGAUGUUCAGUGAAGUGAUGAUGAGUUUAGCCAAGGUGAUGUUAGUACUUAUAUUAUUCCUGAUGGCCUUUGCCCAGGCUUUUGGUGCAGUUAUAGCACAAGUGCCUGGAUUUCGAGACAAUGAUGUCUUUCCAUUGACAGUGUUAGCUAUGACUCUUGGUGAGAUCAAUUUUGUGGACGUUUAUGUGGAACAAGACAACUCACCUUUCACUGCGGAUGCUUAUAUCAUAGUGACAAUGUUUAUGAUUGUUAUGCCAAUAGCACUUAUGAAUUUAUUGAUUGGUGUGGCAGUUGGUGACAUUGACAAGAUUCAGAAACAGGCAUACAUCAAACGUAUAGGGUUGCAGUCUGAACAAGUGAAUGACAGUGAGAACAGGUUUCCAAAGUCCUUACAGCGUCGUGUUUAUCAGAGGUUCUUUCACAUCAAACCUAAUGAAGAGAAGAAUACACGCUGGGCAAGGUUCAAAUAUUACAUGUUUGGGAUCACUACAUCUGUGGAAUUUAUUGCCCAGUCAGAGAAAGACUUUACAGUAGAGACACUACAGGAAAUACAGAGAAAUGUCUACAAAAAUAAAACCCAGUUGAGCCAGAUGCAGCACAAUAUGAGAUUACAACAAGAUUUACUAAGGAAUCUGUGUGACCAUUUCCAUAUAGAGAUCAAAAAUGACCAGUAUGAUAACAUCUCCAUAGUCAGUGACAGGACAGAGUUCCCAAACAGAUUUGACUUUGUCUAGUCACCAUUGUGCUUCUUUAUUAUGUCUCCCCUCCCCCUCUGGGGGGAGACAUAUUGUUUUUGCCCUGUCCGUCCGUCCGGUCGUCCGUCCGUCCGUACGUCACACUUCAUUUCCGAGCAAUAAUUGGAGAACCAUUUGACCUAGAACCUUCAAACUUCAUAGGAUUGUAGGGCUGCUGGAGUAGACGACCCCUAUUGUCUUUGGGGUCACUCCGUCAAAGGUCAAGGUCACAGAGGCCUGAACAUUGAAAACCAUUUCCGAUCAAUAACUUGAGUACCACUUGACCCAGAAUGUUGAAACUUCAUAGGAUGAUUGGUCAUGAAGAGUAGAUGACCCCUAUUGAUUUUGGGGUCACUCCGUCAAAGGUCAAGGUCACAGGGGCAUGAACAUUGAAAACCAUUUCCGAUCAAUAACUAGAGAACCACUUGACCCAGAAUGUUGAAACCUCAUAGGAUGAUUGAUCAUGAAGAGUAGAUGACCCCUAUUGAUUUUGGGGUCACUCCGUUAAAGAUCAAGGUCACAGGGGCCUGAACAUUGAAAACCAUUUCCAAUCAAUAACUUGAGUACCACUUGACCCAGAAUGUUGAAACUUCAUAGGAUGAUUGUACAUGCACAGUAGAUACCCCUUUCAAUUUUGGGCUCACUCCUUUAAAGGUCAAGGUCACAGGGGCCUGAACAUUGAAAACCAUUUCCGAUCAAUAACUUGAGUACCACUUGACCCAGAAUGUUGAAACUUAAUAGGAUGAUUGUACAUGUACAGUAGAUGACCCCUAUCGAUUUUUGGGUCACUCCGUUAAAGGUCAAGGUCACAGGGGCCUGAACAUUGAAAACCAUUUCCGGUCAGUAACUUGAGAACCACUUGAUCUAGAAUGUUGAAACUUCACAGGAUGAUUGUUCAUGCAGAGUAGAUGACCCCUAACGAUUUUGGGGUCACUCCGUUAAAGGUCAAGGUCACAGGGGCCUGAACAUGGAAAACCGUUUCCAAUCAAUAACUUGAGAACCUCUUGACACAGAAUGUUGAAACUUCAUAGGAUGAUUGAACAUGCAGAGUAGAUGACCCCUAUGGAUUUUGGGCUCACUCUGUUAAAGGUCAAGGUCUCAGGAGCCUGAACUCCAAUCAAUAACUUGAGAACCACUUGACCCAGAAUGUUGAAACUUCAUAGGAUGAUUGAACAUGCAGAAUAGAUGACCCCUAUUGAUUUUGGGGUCAGUCUAUUAAAGGUCAAGGUGACAGGGGCCUGGUCAUGUAAAAUCAUUUCUGGAAAAUAACUUGAGAACCACUUGACCUAGGAUGUUGAAACAUAAUAGGAUUAUUGGACAUGCAGAGUAGAUGAUCCAUAUUGCAGCCAACCAUCAGUGUCUCUUUGACUUUCGCUCCUGACCCCUAUUGACUUCUUGCCUAUAGGACUUUGCAUUGGGGGAGACAUGCGCUUUUUUACAAAAGCAAUUUCUAGUUUGUAACAGAAGUGUACAGUGAUUUUUCUACUGUAGAUAUUUAGUACACCAGAGUAGACUGAAACACUUGAAAAGACUAUGUAAAAGCCUGUUACACUGGUGUGCACUUCAAAUACUUUAAAUGCAGACGCCGGUGACAUGUGUAAGCCAACCUUUCUUCAUUGACAAGUAAUCCAGGCAUUGGAAAAGGUGUUUAAAUAUGCAUCAGCCAAAAUUUGGAAUAAAUACAAAACUAUUUUAUUUACAAAUAGUUUCGUAUGAGUUGUACUGAGUCAGUGUAAUGGAAAAUAAAAUAGAAUUAUCAUAGUAGUAACUCGAUCUGGGAUGCUAUAAUUGGCUCCAGAUCAAGCUACUAUUGUAAUGACCCUUUAUUAAUACCUCCACUUUUAUGGGUUUUUUAUUGUUAUUGAACAAAAUCAUAAUUAAUUGUCAAUGUUAAAACAGAAAUGCACUUUUCAUACAACUAUGUCAGGUUGUGCCUUUAACCUUUGCCUUGCUAAAUUACUAUAAUGAACUCGUCCAUCUUUCAAUUUGGACAGUACCAUUAACUGUAAAAAGGCGUGCAUACCAAAAAGAUACUGAUUGAAUGGCGAACAGUGCGGACCAUGAUCAGAUACGGAUGUGCAGGCUGAUCUUGGUCUGCGCUGGCCGCAAAGGCAGAGUUGCUGCCAGCAGGCUAAGGGUUUAACAAGAGGGUCAUGAUGACCCUGAAUCGCUGACCUGAGUAACAUGUUUCAAAUGGCAAACUGACGCUAAAAUAUUAAAAUAAAAGACAGUUUUAAGAUUGGUGUGCAAAAUUGUACAUUACUUCCAAAUUUCAAGGCUGUAUCUUGAAAAACAAGAAAGUAGGUCAGUAGGACAAGGUCACAGUCAAGUGAUCCCUAAUUGCUUGGGUUAUCAGGUAAUUAUAAUUAAACAGUCUAGAAAAUAUGACCUGAUAAUUUCUUAAGUCAUUUUUCCUAUAUAACAUAUAAUUAUAACAAGUGACCCACAGGGGAGGGCCUCUUUUCACCCCUGGGGGCAUAAUUUGAACAAACUUGUUAGAGAUCAACCAGGCAAUGUUACAAACUAAAUAUCAAAUGCCUCGGCCUUGAACUUUCAGACAAGAAGAUCUUUAAUUUUUUUCCUAUAUAAGUCUAUGUUAAACUUGGUACCCCUAGGGCAGGGCCUCUUUUCACCCUAAAGUCAUACUUUGAACAAUUUUUGUAGAGAAACACUAGGAAAGGCAACAUACUUAAUAUCAAAAGCCUAGGCCUUGCAGUUUCAGGCAAGAAGAUUUUUUAAAGUUUUUUUCCUAUAUACGUCUUUGUAAAAAAUGAGACCCCAGGGGCAAGGCCUCUUUUCAACCCAGGGGCAUAAUAUGAACAAUUUUGGUAGACGACCACAAGGCAAUGCUAAAUACAAAAUAUCAAAGGCCUAGGUCAUGUGGUUUUAGACAAGAAGAUUUUUCAAUUUUUUUUUACUUUAUAAGUCUAUGUAAAACUUGUGACCCCCAAGGCGGGGCCUCUUUUCACCCCAGGGGCACAAUUUGAACAAUUCUGAUAGAGGACCAUAAGAUGAUGUCACAUGCCAAAUAUCAAGGCUCUACACUUUGUGGGUUUGGACAAGAAGAUUUUUAAAUUUUUUUUCCUAUAUAAGUCUUUGUAACAAAUGAGACCCCCGGGGCAGAGCCUCUUUUAAACCCAGGUGCAUAAUUUGAACAGUUUUGGUAGAGGACCACAAGGCAAUGCUAAAUACAAAAUAUCAAAGGCCUAGGUCAUGUGGUUUUAGACAAGAAGAUUUUUAAAGCUUUUUACAAUGUAAGUCUAUGUUAAACUUGUGACCCCCAGGGCGGGGCCUCUUUUCACCCCUGGGACACAAUUUGAACAUUCUUGAUAGAGGACCAUAAGAUGAUGUCACAUGCCAAAUAUCAAGGCUCCACGCCUUACGGUUUUGGACAAGAAGAUUUUUAAAGUUUUUCCUUUUGGUUGCCAUGGCAACCAGAGUUCUGCAUGGAACUGAAUUCUUUGAACAAUUUUGAAAGGGGACCACCCAAGGAUCAUUCCUGUGAAGUUUGGUGUAAUUCUGCCCAGUGGUUUUCAAGAAGAUUUUUUUAGAAAAUGUUGACGGACGGACGACGGACAUCGAGUGGUCACAAAAGCUCACCAUGAGCCUUUGGCUUGGGUGAGCUAAUAAAAGUAGCCUGGCAACAUACAAUACAAAAGACAUAAUACGCAGUUUUUUUCUGAAUGUUCAUAUUGUGAAAUACAAGCUGUAUUUUUGACAGAAUUUACAAUUAUAAAAAUUAUAAGUAUAUAAUAAAUAUUUU
Molecule: messenger RNA, 7403 nt
Organism: Mercenaria mercenaria
Lineage: Eukaryota; Metazoa; Mollusca; Bivalvia; Venerida; Veneridae
Product: transient receptor potential cation channel subfamily A member 1-like
Exons: 30
Coding region: 107-3640 (1177 amino acids)
Biological process (GO): transmembrane transport; monoatomic ion transport
Cellular component (GO): membrane
Molecular function (GO): monoatomic ion channel activity; protein binding
Source: RefSeq, a predicted model, not a curated record